AUGAGGAAGGUGGAAAGUUUAGAAACAGACAAACAAGUAAUCCACAAGGAAGAGGUUAAGAAGGGGGACGAAGAGGAGGAGGUGAAGGUGAACGAGGAGGCUGGGUUAGCAGUGAAGGGGAACGAAGAGGAGAGUGGGGUAGCAGUGAAGGGGAACGAAGAGGAGGAGGCUGGGGUAGCAGUGAAGGGGAUCGAAGAGGAGGAGGCUGGGGUAGCAGUGAAGGGGAUCGAAGAGGAGGAGGCUGGGGUAGCAGUGAAGGGGAACGAAGAGGAGGAGGCUGGGGUAGCAGUGAAGGGGAACGAAGAGGAGGAGGCUGGGGUAGCAGUGAAGGGGAACGAAGAGGAGGAGGCUGGGGUAGCAGUGAAGGGGAACGAAGAGGAGGAGGCUGGGGUAGCAGUGAAGGGGAACGAAGAGGAGGAGGCUGGGGUAGCAGUGAAGGGGAACGAAGAGGAGGAGGCUGGGGUAGCAGUGAAGGGGAACGAAGAGGAGGAGGCUGGGGUAGCAGUGAAGGGGAACGAAGUGAAGGAGACCGAUACUGUCACAGAGAUCAGUCCUGGUCAGGAUGAAGAGAUCGCCCGGGGUGAGAGCUCGAAGAAGAAGGUUCCAGUGUUUUUCUUUGGAACUCACCAGACAGCAUCCAUACCCACUGAAAAUAUAGUGACCUACGUAGGGAACAAGGGCAGAUAUGGGAAAGGAGUGCGCAUUAGAGGUUUCACAGAGGGAAUGUGGGAGAUAGAGAACACUCCUAGAGUAUGCAGUAAACAGAAGGUGGGUGUUACCCCAGCUAGUGGAAAAGUGGAAAAGCCAGACCCGUCCAAGACAUGUGCACCGGUCAAAGCCCCUAAAACACAAGCAAAGACUAUCAAGGCAGUGAUGGCCCCGGGAAACAAGGCGUUACCGGGAAACAAGGCGUUACCGGGAAACAAGGCGUUACCGGGAAACAGAAAAACAUCUGCCGACGGUCGACAGAGAACCGACACGCCGGCCAACACAAGAGCUGAGAAAAGGAAAAAGAUCGGAAUGCAUUCUUCCCAGGACGAGCCUGUCCAAGGGCACAAGACAGCCCCGGCCAAUUCAGCUGUAAUCCCACCAGCCAGCAAGAAGACUAGAUUGACGGAGGAGAAAAGCUCGUCCACUCAAAAGAGCGAGAAGACCACAGAAGAGAGAAAGAAACAGGAGGAGAGUAGAGGGAGGAAGAGGAAAAAGGAUGAUGAGGGAGAGAAGAUAAAGGAAGUUGGUGUUGAAGAGGGAAAGAUUGAAGUCAGGAAGAUGAGGAAGGUGGAAAGUUUAGAAACAGACAAACAAGUAAUCCACAAGGAAGAGGUUAAGAAGGGGGACGAAGAGGAGGAGGGUGGGGUAGCAGUGAAGGGGAACGAAGAGGAGGGUGGGGUAGCAGUGAAGGGGAACGAAGAGGAGGGUGGGGUAGCAGUGAAGGGGAACGAAGAGGAGGGUGGGGUAGCAGUGAAGGGGAACGAGGAGGAGGAGGCUGGGUUAGCAGUGAAGGGGAACGAGGAGGAGGAGGCUGGGUUAGCAGUGAAGGGGAACGAGGAGGAGGAGGCUGGGGUAGCAGUGAAGGGGAACGAAGAGGAGGAGGCUGGGGUAGCAGUGAAGGGGAGCGAAGAGGAGGAGGCUGGGGUAGCAGUGAAGGGGAACGAAGAGGAGGAGGCUGGGGUAGCAGUGAAGGGGAACGAAGAGGAGGAGGCUGGGGUAGCAGUGAAGGGGAACGAAGAGGAGGAGGCUGGGGUAGCAGUGAAGGGGAACGAAGAGGAGGAGGCUGGGGUAGCAGUGAAGGGGAACGAAGAGGAGGAGGUUGGGGUAGCAGUGAAGGGGAACGAAGAGGAGGAGGCUGGGGUAGCAGUGAAGGGGAACGAGGAGGAGGCUGGGGUAGCAGUGAAGGGGAACGAAGAGGAGGAGGCUGGGGUAGCAGUGAAGGGGCACGAAGUGAAGGAGGCCGAUACUGUCACAGAGAUCAGUCCUGGUCAGGAUGAAGAGCGUCGGCGGCGUCUGGCGGCCAGGAGAGAGAGUGUCCUGAAGUCUCUACAAGGACUUCUCACGAGAAGGAAGGGCCUGAGGAGACAGAGCUUUAAACCUACACGGACCCCGAAAAAUGGAGCUGGAGGGAAGAAAGCUGAAGAGAAGAAGAGUAGAAAGACAGGCGGGCAGAAAAGGGACAGAAAAACAGCGAGUAAGACAGCAGGCGGAAAGACAGCAGGCGGAAAGACAGCAGGCGGAAAGACAGCAGGCGGAAAGACAGCAGGCGGAAAGACAGCAGGCAGCAAGACAGCAGGCAGCAAGACAGCAGGCGACAAGACAACAGGCGGAAAGACAGCAGGCGGAAAGACAGCAGGCGGAAAGACAGCAGGCAGCAAGACAGCAGGCGACAAGACAGCAGGCAGCAAGACAACAGGCGGCAAGACAGCAAGCGACAAGACAGCAGGCAGCAAGACAGCAGGCGACAAGACAACAGGCAGCAAGACAGCAGGCGACAAGACAACAGGCGGCAAGACAGCAGGCGACAAGACAGCAGGCAGCAAGACAGCAGGCGACAAGACAGCAGGCAGCAAGACAGCAGGCGACAAGACAGCAGGCAGCAAGACAGCAGGCGACAAGACAGCAGGCAGCAAGACAGCAGGCGACAAGACAGCAGGCAGCAAGACAACAGGCGACAAGACAGCAGGCAGCAAGACAGCAAGCGACAAGACAGCAGGCAGCAAGACAGCAGGCAGCAAGACAGCAAGCGACAAGACAGCAGGCAGCAAGACAGCAGGCAGCAAGACAGCAGGCGACAAGACAGCAGGCAGCAAGACAGCAGGCAGCAAGACAGCAGGCAGCAAGACAGCAGGCAGCAAGACAGCAGGCGACAAGACAGCAGGCAGCAAGACAGCUGGCGGAAAGGCAGCAGGCGACAAGACAGCAGGCGACAAGACAACAGGCGGAAAGGCAACGGACAGGAAGAAAACAGAAGUAAAAAAAUUGGAAGGCAAAAAAACUGAAUGUAAGAAACCUGAACAAAAGAUGGAGAAGAAAGUGGAGAGCAAGAAAUCAGCGGAGGCUAAGAAGCCCGACUCGACCCGGCGGCGGCUACGAAGCCCGACUCGACCCGGGCGGCGGCUACGAAGCCCGACUCGACCCGGGCGGAGGCUACGAAGCCCGGACUCGGCCCGGGCGGAGGCUACGAAGCCCGACUCGACCCGGGCGGAGGCUACGAAGCCCGACUCGACCCGGGCGGAGGCUACGAAGUCCGAAGCCAAGAAACUGGAGACAGAAAAGGAAGAGAGGCGACAGGAGGAGGAGCCUAAAUCACCUCAGUGUACCAGGGGACGGCCAGAAAACAGACAGCUUGUCUAAGCUACAUACCACUAAAGAAUCUUUCAGUCUAACGGACUCCACCCUGCACCGUAUA
Molecule: messenger RNA, 3403 nt
Organism: Oncorhynchus masou masou (cherry salmon)
Lineage: Eukaryota; Metazoa; Chordata; Actinopteri; Salmoniformes; Salmonidae
Product: mucin-22-like
Exons: 11
Coding region: 1-3348 (1115 amino acids)
Source: RefSeq, a predicted model, not a curated record